This is a messenger RNA of Arabidopsis arenosa, 344 nucleotides long. The record is from the annotation of a GenBank genome assembly. Lineage: Eukaryota; Viridiplantae; Streptophyta; Magnoliopsida; Brassicales; Brassicaceae.
AGAAAAAAAGGAUCUUAUAUCAAAGAUUAUAUAGUAGAAAAAUCAAUCGAAAGAUGACAUCGAUGAAACUUCACAUUCUUGCUCUUUUUGUCAUCGUUUCCUUCCUUGUUGUUGCUCAAUCCACUCGAAUUAUGGAUGCUUCCUCAGAUUGUGAAUUCAAAGGACCAUGUCAUAAGAAAGAAGAUUGCUAUGACUCAUGUGGAGUGAACAAACCACCGUUUAACAAUGCUUUAUGUGUACCAGGCAGAGAUUCGUUUCAAUGUUGCUGUAUUUUAUCGUGAUUCUCUUCAAAUUUAGUUUACUUGACUUAAAAUAAGUUAUAUCAAUAAAAGAUACUUCUUGAA